AUGAACAUAUAUUACGCUAAAAUGUUAUUAUUUAUCUUUUUGAUAAAUACAUUAUUAUUAUCACAUUAUGAAAACUAUAUAAAUAACCUUUAUAAUAUAAGAUUCACACCAAAUAACACACAACAAAAAAUAACAAAAUCAAGAUUGUUAACAGAAAUCCAAAACCACAACAAUACACAUUGUAAUAAUGACCCAGAAAGUAAAGAAAUAAUUUCAAAUAUACCACUUUGUAAAAAUUAUAUUGAAAAUGAAUUAAAAGAAAUAAAAAUAUUAAAAGACCAAAUUGUAAACAACAAAAUAGAACAAUAUCGAUGGAGGAAAGAGAAAUCAAUAAACACUGAAUCAAAUAAACCUUUUCUUCAAGCAAAAAUGAAAAAAGACAAAAAACAAUUACAAUAUACUUCGUUAAAAAAAGAAAAUUUAAAAACGUAUGGAAUUAUAUUAAAAAUAUUACAAAGAAUAAAUAACUUUUUCACUGAAAUUAUAAAGAAUAUCCCAGAAGUAGAAUUAGCAAUUGGAAAACAUUCUAUAAGUAAUAGUUACAUUGAUGUUAUAAAUAAUAUUCCAGAGCUAGAAUUAUCAUUAGGAAAAUAUUUAGACGAUAAAUUAAGAAAAAUACACAACAAAUUUUCUAAAAAAAAAAAAAAGUAA
Plasmodium falciparum 3D7 is the source of this 651-nucleotide messenger RNA. Its product is annotated as stevor. NCBI's taxonomy places the organism in Eukaryota, Apicomplexa, Aconoidasida, Haemosporida, Plasmodiidae. The record is from RefSeq and is a predicted model, not a curated record.